Molecule: messenger RNA, 645 nt
Organism: Trichoplax adhaerens
Lineage: Eukaryota; Metazoa; Placozoa; Uniplacotomia; Trichoplacea; Trichoplacidae
Exons: 1
Cellular component (GO): membrane
Molecular function (GO): hexosyltransferase activity
Source: RefSeq, a predicted model, not a curated record
GAUGAAUCUUUAACAGAGAAAAUCAUUCGACACAGUGCUAGCCCUUGUCAUUCGCCUGCUUUCCUAAUAGCCAUUAUCCUUUCUGCUAUUGAUAAUCUCAAUUAUCGUCAAGCCAUUCGUCAGUCGUGGGGCUGUCAAAAAUCAUCCAACACGUCUGAUCGAUCUCAUUCGUGGAGGGCAUUAUUCGUUAUUGGUAAAACACAAAAUGGAACAAUCAAUACUAAAAUCGAGCAAGAAUCACAACUCUAUGGUGAUAUUAUAUUAGGAGAGUUUAUUGAUAGCUAUCAAAAUUUAACUUAUAAAACUUUAUUGGGUAUGAAAUGGGCUUAUACAUAUUGUAAGCCACGAUUUAUAUUGAAAGUAGAUGAUGAUGUCUUUGUUAACACAUUUCUGCUGUAUAAUGAAUUACUGAAACUGAAGAAUAAGCACGAUUUUUAUACUGGAUACGGUCAUUUCCAUAUUCGCCCUCAUCGUGAUCAACUUCAUAAAUGGUAUGUACCAUUUCAAGACUAUCCACGCGAAUAUUUUCCAGAUUAUUGCAUCGGUGGUGGCUAUGUAUUGUCAGGAGAUCUACUUGGAAAGAUAUUACGUGUUGAACCUAGAAUUAAAAAAGUAAGAUUAGAAGAUGCUUACACAGGUAUUCUA